Messenger RNA from Eurytemora carolleeae, 1535 nucleotides. RefSeq names its product DENN domain-containing protein 5B. The coding region runs from base 497 to 1198 and encodes 233 amino acids. Gene Ontology annotation, molecular function: guanyl-nucleotide exchange factor activity; small GTPase binding. NCBI's taxonomy places the organism in Eukaryota, Metazoa, Arthropoda, Copepoda, Calanoida, Temoridae. The record is from RefSeq and is a predicted model, not a curated record. The transcript is spliced from 13 exons.
UCCUUUAAUAAACGCGACAUUUUGCUUGUAUAAAUGUAAUGUUGUUGCUGCUUGUUAUCAGGAGCAGACCCUGUACUAUCUACAGGAUCUCAACGCCGUAGAUUUUACAUGUUUUACCAACGCUUACUUUAACUCGUAUAUACUUUACCAGGUAUUAAUAUUUCCGUCCCAGAAGUCUGGGAAUAGCUUGAGCUCUGCUAAUAUUUGGGUUCAUGUUGUGGGAUCACAUACAGAAACAGAGUACCUUCAUAUACCCAGGGGAAUCAUUCAUUUCUCGUUCUGGACUAAAAACUUGGGAAUUUUAACAUCUCUGAGGAUAGGACACGAUAAUUCAGGUUUAACCCCAAACUGGCUGGUGGAGCAUGUUUUGAUCAAGAACGAAUUCACCGGACACAGCUACAAGUUCCCCUGUGGAAGAUGGCUGGGUAAGAAUAUAGAUGAUGGUAGUACUGAGAGAUAUCUGGUAUCAACAGAGAUCCCUGGAGUUCCCAGCUGCAUGGAAAUGAGAGAAAUCGUCAAGGAUUGUGCUGGGCCCCUUUCAACCCCCUCUCCUGCACUCUCCCUUCGGACUACAGGCUCCAGUCCUGAUGAUGUUGAGAUACAGACAACGUUGGGGGAAGCUAUUAAUAGAUUAAUAAAACAUCAUCACAAGAGUUUGAAAGAGAAGGUGUCCUGGGCCCAGCUGAUGUGUGGAGAACUAGGCCUAGUCCAUGCACUUAUCCAGGUUUUCUCCUUUGGAUUCAAAUCUGCCAGAUUAUUUGGACGAAACCUUACGGUUUGGGACUUUUUUCUCAAGGUAACAUUUGAUUUCAACCAAUCACAGGGCUCCUCUGCACUCAACUCUUCACCUCAAGCCUCACCCAGGAAAAGCUCUGAUAGGCAGACAAGUACAGUACCACGUACUACACAAUUAAGAAGGAUGUACACGAGACUUAUUACAAGGAUUGAAACUACAUGUACCCGACUCGGUAAGGAUGAUAAGUUCCAGCUGUUUGUGUGUCUGGCAGUUCAUGAUCGUCUUCUACAGAGGAUAGUAGCGGAUCUAACCAAAGCAGUGGCAGCUAUUCAACUUUACGAUGAAUUUAGUUUUCUCAGGGAUCCGACCCUGGCUGGUUUUAUCAUCCAUGUAUUGGAGGCGUUAACCCCUGUUGAGGUCCCGGUAGAUCCAGCCAUGAAGAAAACUCUAGAACUUCAGUAAUUUACAAUACUUAAAACCACCCCCUUCCUGAUAACUAUAUCUAGAGAACUCUAGAACUUCAGUAAUCUACAAUCUACAAAACCACACCCUUCCUGAUAACUAUAUCUAGAGAACUCUAGAACUUCAGUAAUCUACAAUCCACAAAACCACACCCUUCCUGAUAACUAUAUCUAGAGAACUCUAGAAUUUCAGUAAUCUACAAAACCACCCCCUUGCUGAUAACUGUAUCUAGAGAACUCUAGAACUUCAGUAAUCUACAAUCUAAAAAACACCCCCUUGCUGAUAACUAUCUAGAGAACUCCAGAACUUCAGUAAUCUACAAUCUACAAAACCACAC